GGCCGACACUCGCGUCGCGCACCUCGGCCCGACGACAUCGAACGGUAACGCAGGGACACACGUGUAGUUGAGGUCCUGCGAUAAGGUAUCCCUGAAACCAAAGGGUUCGGUUACCGUGAGCUCUCUCUCUCUCUCUCUCUCUCUCUCUCUCUCGAUAAUCGCGAUCGAAACAUUUUCGGUGAAAUCACGUAUGUCGACGACGUCAUAUCUCGAUUCUCGUCGCGCUCCUCGUUAAACUGAGCAUUACGAAUCGUUCGCGACACGUGUUUCGCGCAGAUAAUUGUUAUGUGCAUUAUCGCGGAUCGGGAAGGAGGGUGAAGUGAUUUAGAUAAGUAUCCGUAAGUGCAAAAGAGAAAGGAAAUCGUAAUCUGACUCGGGGUAGACGCCUGACAGGUUCCUCGAUGCGCCCUUUGUCAAGGGGUGACAGUUGCACGUGGUGGGAACUCGACGAUCUCUGACAAGAGCUCCGCAGCGAGGACACGGGAGUUAUACAUCAGUUAACAAGCGACAAGAAAAGGAUCCAUCGUUGACGAGUGUUUUCGCUAAGAUCGUCACCGACAAGGACCAUGAAGAAAUCAUAUUUUGUCUUCAUAUGCCUUUUGGGCCUCGUCGUGAGCGACAACAGCACGAUCGGCGAUCAUUCGAUCACCGAGGAUACUUCGGAGAUCAGCAAUACGGACAACAAUCUCGCAGCCAAUGCCGUGGAUCAGAGCGCUGGCUGGGGAGAAUGGUCACCGUGGUCGAAGUGGUCGCCAUGUACAAGGACGUGCGGUGGCGGAAUCUCGCGACAACAACGUCGAUGCAGACGUAGACCGUGCAAGGGGAAAAUCUGGACUACCAGAUAUAAAAUUUGCAAUCCGGAGCCCUGCGAGAAAUCGGGCGAUUUUCGCGCGGUACAAUGCGCCGCCUUCAACAAUGUGCCAUACAGCGGACAACUGCUCAAAUGGUAUCCCCAUUAUGAUCCAGCUAGGCCGUGCGCUUUGAUCUGCCGCGGCGAGCAGACACUUGAGAACGGUGUUAUACGGUCGCGGCAGGAAGUGCCGUCGGGCGAGAAGACGAUGCCGCGCGAUUCCGCGGAUAGCCUGCAAUUCGACAGCGAUGAGACGAUAGUGGUGCAGCUAGCGAAUAAGGUGGAGGACGGCACGAGAUGCUACGUGGAAGGCACGGAGGUGUGCAUAGACGGCGAAUGUACGGUGAGUGAGAAAUUUCUUUGCACUUUGAGAGAUCACAUCGAGGGACGAGAUCCUAGCGCACAGCUUCCUCCACAAAGUGUGUUUCCGUAAAUCUUUCUUGUCAAAACUCAUUAAACGUUAAUUUUUGCACUCUUCUGAAAAUUUUCAACGGAUGAUCGA
Messenger RNA from Pogonomyrmex barbatus (red harvester ant), 1352 nucleotides. It is a transcript of the gene nolo, whose product is annotated as ADAMTS-like no long nerve cord. The record is from RefSeq and is a predicted model, not a curated record. Gene Ontology annotation, biological process: extracellular matrix organization; proteolysis. NCBI's taxonomy places the organism in Eukaryota, Metazoa, Arthropoda, Insecta, Hymenoptera, Formicidae. Gene Ontology annotation, molecular function: metalloendopeptidase activity. Gene Ontology annotation, cellular component: extracellular matrix.